AUGGAAAAUCAAAAGGUGCAGAAAAAACAAUGUGAUAUGAAAACAGAUCUGAACUUACUGCUUGAAUGCCUUAAAUAUCAGAUGGACUGCCCUGUAUCUCAGAAGGAGGCUUUGAUCACUAUUUAUUCAAUUUGUCAACAAAACAGUGAAGCAAGUGAAUAUUUUCGAGAAAUUGGUGGUUUGAUGUUUAUAAAUGAUCUUGCAAAGUCAAGUGUUCAUUGCAUAGUAAAGGAAGCAGCUUUAUUUACAUUAGGAGUUAUAAUAGAGAGUAAUGUUUAUUGUCAACAAACUUUGUGUACUUCUGCAUUGUUUGAAGACCUCAUUUUAUUUUUAAUUAAUAAGGAUUCUGGUGUGAACUUGAAAAGAAUGUCUGUUUAUGUCAUCUUAGUACUGGUGUCAAAUAAUAAAAGUGGGCAAACCUGUGUCAGAGAUACAGGCUGCAUUGGUCUUCUGCUACGGUUAUUCAGAACAAGUCUUUCCACAUCUGAGAUGAAUCUGUCAGAUGAAAAUACUAAUCAGUGCUAUCAGCUGUGGUCUUCAGUAUGCAGUACUCUCUGUGCCUGUGUUAACAAUCCUCAGAAUGAAGAUAAUCAAAACAUCUGCUGUUCAGUUUUUCCGUAUGCCAAAGAGUGGCUCGAAAGUUGCACAGAGCCUGAGAUAGUUCGUCCCAUUUGUUCAUUUGUUGGUCUCACAGUUGCAAAUAACUCAUAUGUGCAGAAAUAUUUUGUGUCUGUUGGAGGAUUGGAUACAUUAGCUAAAGUUCUCAUCAAGCUUAUGCAUGAUUCCUGUGUGAGUCACUCAAGCACAAAACUUGCAGUAGUAGUAACAAGGACUCUGGAUGCCUGUAUUGCUAAUGACUCUGCCAUGGGUGUUGUCUUGACAAAGUACCACACUGUGUCAGAGCUACUGAAGCUGCUGUCCAGUGACACUCUGGAUACUGGAGAAAAAAUUAGUAUUAUUCUAACAAUUGGACACUGCACUGAAGUUUGUGAAGAAAACCAGUGUGAACUGCUCCAGAACAAUGGUCUUCCACUUAUGAUUCAGGUAUUAACAGAGUCUCAGGAUGAGGAACUAAACAAAGCUGCUACUUUUGUGCUGCAAAACUGCAAACAAAUGACUGAACAAUUGUCCCUGAAAAUAAAUGAUAAUUCAUUAAACGUGAACAAUGUAGAAGAGUUGGAUGUGCAAGUCAGAAAAAGAAGUCUACAAGACUACUGGAAGAAAGCAAAAGAAAUUUUACACCGAAUAAACUUGAUUGAAAAAGAACAUGAGGAGGAAAGAGCGCAAGGAAGAGUAUUUGUAGACAGAUCUUCAGAAGCCAAUACUGAAGCAUCAAAAUACUAUGAAGUGAAUCCUGAUGAUCCAAAAACUUACAUAGAAAGAAUACAUAAAGAAGUACGUUGUCCACAGUUGACCUCUAAGUCAGAUGAUCAGGUUCUUGCUCCAUCUGUAAAUUCUUCUCCGCUGAAAAAUGGAAUAGUGAACACUAUGGAUCCAGUAAAUGCUUCUACUAGACAAAGUGAACAGAGUAAUAUUCCAUGUUCAGUUAAUGAACUGCAAACAGACAGUGUACUUCAAAGGCAUAGUAUAAAUGAAAAAACUGCUUGUGUAAAAAAUCAGUCUAUUCUUCAAGUAAGUGGACACUUAUUUAAACAACCAGCAAAGAUUGUUAAAAAUAUGAAACAGACAUGCACAUCAGGUCAACAUUCAUUCUACUCAGAGAUAACCAAGGAAGAAAAAAGUACUUCGGCUACAUCUGCAUCCCAUAAAAUGGCAGAUUUAAGGUGUUUAGGUUGUACAGCAGGAGGACUGUCCUUCAGUAGUAAAACCUUUACCAAGAUGUUGCAAAGUUGUCCGUACCAGUGUGACCGUCACAAAGUCAUUCUGGAAGCCGAAGAAAGAUAUAAAAAGGAACUUCACAAAUUGGCUGUUUGUAACAACAGUAGAUAUGCAACUCAUGAGAAAAUACUGCUGACCCCAGUGAAGAAAAAAAGACUGCACACAGAAAUAUCAACUUUUAGGAGCAAAAAGGAUAGUUUCCAAAGUAUUCUUUUGACUCCAAUUAGAAAAAACAAAUCUAAUACUUCAAAUAGAGAGGAACAUAGUAAAAAUACUAGGUUGACUGAUGACUAUAACUUGAUACCUACGUAUAAGAAGUCUUUCCAAAAAAACCAAGAUGCUGACUUGAAGAGACAAAGAUUGAAAGAAAUGUGCGACCAGGAAUGUCAGCGCUUAAAAGAAAAUUGCAUAUAUUCACUUGACAAAGAUGAGAACAAUGAAAUACGUUCCCUGGACAUGAACACAAGAACUUUAAACAAGAGAAGAAGAACCCGAAAAGAUUUUGUGACUGAAGAAAUUAACUGUCUUUUGAGUGGAGUGAAAAAAAUGGGUAAUCACUGGAAUUUAAUUUUGUGGUCUUACCCAUUUCAGAAAGGACGGACAAGUGUUGAUCUUUCCAAGAAAUACUACAGGUUACAGUUGCAAGUAAUCACAAUUUAA
Gymnogyps californianus (California condor) is the source of this 2499-nucleotide messenger RNA. RefSeq names its product telomere repeat binding bouquet formation protein 1 (gene TERB1). The record is from RefSeq and is a predicted model, not a curated record. Bases 1 to 2499 code for a protein of 832 amino acids. NCBI's taxonomy places the organism in Eukaryota, Metazoa, Chordata, Aves, Accipitriformes, Cathartidae. The transcript is spliced from 19 exons. Gene Ontology annotation, biological process: meiotic attachment of telomere to nuclear envelope; homologous chromosome pairing at meiosis.